Messenger RNA from Phacochoerus africanus (Common warthog), 984 nucleotides. Its product is annotated as olfactory receptor 52L1. Lineage: Eukaryota; Metazoa; Chordata; Mammalia; Artiodactyla; Suidae. Gene Ontology annotation, molecular function: G protein-coupled receptor activity; olfactory receptor activity. Gene Ontology annotation, biological process: G protein-coupled receptor signaling pathway. Bases 37 to 984 code for a protein of 315 amino acids. The transcript has a single exon. The record is from RefSeq and is a predicted model, not a curated record. Gene Ontology annotation, cellular component: membrane.
UUGGUUUCUUCAGCUUCUUCCCUUUCCAAGACAUUGAUGAUGGCCCUGAGUAAUUCCAGCUGGGGGCUGAUCCGGCCGUCUUUUUUCCUGAUGGGCAUCCCAGGUUUAGAGGCAAGCCAGCACUGGAUAGCAUUGCCACUCUGUGUCCUUUAUCUCCUUGCCCUAGGGGGCAAUGUCACCAUCCUCGUCGCCAUCUGGACUGACCCGUCCUUGCACCAGCCCAUGUACCUCUUUCUGGCCAUGCUCUCUGGCAUUGACCUGGUCCUGGCCUCCUCCACUGCACCCAAAACCCUCGCAGUGCUCCUGGUUCAUGCCCAUGAGAUUGGGUACACUAUCUGCCUGAUCCAGAUGUUCUUCAUCCAUGCGUUCUCCUCCAUGGAGUCAGGUGUACUUGUGGCCAUGGCUCUGGACCGUUACGUCGCCAUUUGCCACCCUCUGCACCACUCCACCAUCCUGCGUGCAGGGAUCGUAGGGCGCAUGGGGGUGGCAGUGCUGGUGCGGGGGCUCCUCCUCCUCCUCCCCUUCCCCAUCUUGCUGCAGAGACUUGUCUUCUGUCAGGCCACCAUCAUAGGCCAUGCCUACUGUGAACACAUGGCCGUGGUCAAGCUUGCCUGUUCAGAAACCACAGUGAACCGAGCUUAUGGGUUGGCAGUGGCCCUGCUUGUGGUUGGUCUAGAUGUCCUGGCCAUUGGUAUUUCCUAUGCCCUCAUCCUCCAGGCGGUGCUGAAGGUCCCAGGGGGUGAGGCCCGACUUAAAGCCUUUAGCACGUGUGGGUCUCAUAUUUGUGUCAUCCUGGUUUUCUAUGUUCCUGGCAUAUUCUCCUUCCUCACGCACCGCUUUGGCCGCCAGGUGCCCCAUCACGUCCAUGUUCUUCUGGCUACACUCUACCUCCUCGUGCCACCUGCACUUAAUCCUCUUGUCUACGGGGUGAAGACUCAGCAGAUCCGCCAGCGAGUCCUCAGGGUGUUCUACAUAAAAGGGUAG